Molecule: messenger RNA, 1116 nt
Organism: Bemisia tabaci
Lineage: Eukaryota; Metazoa; Arthropoda; Insecta; Hemiptera; Aleyrodidae
Source: RefSeq, a predicted model, not a curated record
UUUGGAUUAUUGUCUGAAUAUUCGGCUACAACCGGCUUUCAAUCAACUAUGUGAAGGGCUAAAAACGUUACAUGUGCUGGAGUUUGUUCGCAAAUACCCUACCAAGAUGAGAACAGCAUUUGUGAAACCAGAAGCCAAAUUAACUGCUGCUGUUGUCAAAAAAAUGCUCCAGUUUAAAUUCAGUGAUGACGAGAGACAGAGAAUCAAGGAAGAAUCAAUGUUGUGUCACUUACUAUACUAUUUGGACAAUUUGGAAGAUGGAAAGUUGGUUAAUGUCACUCUUGAGGACUUUUUGAUCCUACUAACUGCCUAUCCAAAUGUGCCACCAGGAGGUUUUCAGAAGAAACUUACAAUUGAGCUUGACCAUAGCACUGCAGAGGGGCUUCGCCCUUAUCCAUGGGCAUCCUAUUGUGAUUUGCGACUAACUCUGCCAAUCUACACAUGCCAAUACGCGGAUUUUGAAGAAAGAAUGUCAGAGGCAUUACAAACAAAAAAUUUUGGCAGAGUGUGAAGUAUAUAUUGUCUGAUGGUUUGCAUUAUUGCAUCUAUUUUUAAUUGACUUUACAAUAAUUAGCAUAGAUGCAAUUCCAUCCGGUACCUACAUGGUAAAAUGGGUCCUUUGCAAGCAAGAGAUACAGCCAAAUAUAUACACUUGUAACAGGUAAAAUCGCACGGAAAUCAUGUUGGGCACGCUAAAGUAGUCUGAAAUCCAUUCCUUAGCGCACAAUCUGCGUUAUUUGUAACAUACUUUUUCAAGUUUCUCGUGUCUGUGGCCAGUUUUUCUCAGUCAUUGCCGACCAGGUUUGCACUGACAGGAAUCAAUGGAGAGAAAACAAACCAUUUCACUAACUUUUUUUAUUAUAUGAUUUCAAGCGUUUGUUUCCAUUUUCUUUCUUUACUUUGCCUAAACAAAAGCUUUGAAUGAAUUGAAAUCUUAUACUAGGAGUGUUUAUAACAGUUCGCCAGAUUGCUCGUAUACCUAGGUUAAGCUUCCCUCCGAGGAAGUAUGACUGCUGGUCACCAUGAAAAACUGCUCGUAAACGUGGUAAUUUUGAAAAAUGUAUUAUCAACUAGAGCAGAUUGCGCGCUGCGGAAUAAAUUUCAGACUGGUCAUUC